UGAUGCUGCAUUUUGUGAUGAUGUACAGAUAUUGUGAUGGAUGUUGGCGGGUUCUUAUGAAAGUGAGGAUGGAUGUAACCGUAGAUAUCUCCACAUAAGGCCUAGCAAAAGGCGCGUUGAAGCCUGAUUUUAGCAGAUUCCAAAUGACCAAUUUGGCUAUUUCAGUACGCCGGUCACGUGAACACGUGACGCAGUUGUUGCAGAUUACAUAACUUUUAUUACGUAACUCAUGCAACACGCCACCGUCGCCCUCAAAGUUCCGCCCUAGGACUUGUUCAUCACCACGUUUACUUCAUUUUUUUUUGGGAUCACCGUACUUUUCUCAGAUAUAAUGUUCGUCACUAAAUGUGAUUCAUUGCUGUAUUCAUUCUGCUACAAUGUGUUGCAUGUUGUUGCAUCACUGUUGUAUCCCAGGCUGCUGUGGACAGGCUUGCACACCUAUACAUUUGUCGGCAUCGUCGAUUGUGAUACAGGUAUGCCUUUUGUUGAUACUGACCAUGUACUUGUCAAUCCCCUAUUUGUUUUGAUCCACUCUGUCACUCUGAGUGCUCUCAGUCCUUACAAUGCUCUACCUAUUGCCCGUCAAACACACCUCCUCACUGAUUCGUCCACCACCGUUGGUCUCCAUCCACUAGCUGUCCUCCCAUCUUGUCAGCACCCCACUCGGACCACGUACUUUUACAUGGCUUCGAUCCGAAGUUCGAACAAGCCAUCCAAUGCACCUGGAACUCCGACGUCCCUGCUCACGCCUGCGACUGUGUGCGGCAACCGAAUAAGGACCAGUUGUCUGGAUGGGUUCUCGAAAUGAAAUGGAGAAAGCCUUCGACAGCUUAAUGUAAUUGUACAUCUAUUGCGUACUCCCCC
This is a messenger RNA of Laetiporus sulphureus 93-53, 864 nucleotides long. RefSeq lists its product as uncharacterized. NCBI's taxonomy places the organism in Eukaryota, Fungi, Basidiomycota, Agaricomycetes, Polyporales, Laetiporaceae. The transcript is spliced from 2 exons. The record is from RefSeq and is a predicted model, not a curated record. The coding region runs from base 332 to 808 and encodes 158 amino acids.